AUGGCCAAAGGUUGGCAUCAGUGGUUGCACCUUAAUUUGUCCAGUGAUACCGUUGGUUUUCUAGAUUGGAGUAAUGUCUGGGCUAUUAGUUGUCACACCCUGUGGUCAUGGAGGAAUAAGGAAAUUCAUGAUACCUCCUUCGUUAGACCUACGUUAAUGAAGGAAGUGAUAGAGGAUAGAGUUCAGCAGUACAAAACAGCAAUGCUAAUCCAGAAAAAGGUUAUGGCUAAUUGUCAAGAGAAGUUGUCAGUUCAAUGGAGUGCCCCUAAAACUCCUUUUGUGAAGCUGAAUGUAGAUGGUGCCAGAGAUAGCAAUGGUGUAGCGGGUUGCGGAGGGAUCAUUCGUGAUGCGCACGGUAUGGCGGUUGAUCUUGGCUUUCAUAAUCUGGAGGUGGAGACUGAUUCUAUGUUAGUAGUGGAUUGUAUCAAGAGAGGAAACUAUAAGAAUAUGGCGGUGGGAAACUUAGUGGCGAAUAUCAUUAAGUUGAUGCAGAAGUUUGUUAGCGUGGAUAUUAAGCACAUUUACAGGGAGGCAAAUAACUGUGCGAACAUUCUUGAUAUGGAAGGUAGAAAGUUGAACGGAGACAUCAUGUUCUUUACUGAAGCGCCUGCUUGGAUGCUUAACUCGUUGGAGAAGGAUAAAAUUUCUGUUAGUGUUCCUAGGAUCAUUCCUGUGUAG
Messenger RNA from Vicia villosa (hairy vetch), 678 nucleotides. RefSeq lists its product as uncharacterized. NCBI's taxonomy places the organism in Eukaryota, Viridiplantae, Streptophyta, Magnoliopsida, Fabales, Fabaceae. The transcript has 3 exons. The record is from RefSeq and is a predicted model, not a curated record. Gene Ontology annotation, molecular function: RNA-DNA hybrid ribonuclease activity; nucleic acid binding. Bases 1 to 678 code for a protein of 225 amino acids.